AUGGCGUCGGUAGACAUGCCGAACAAGAGGCGCAAGUAUGUUGACAAAACACGAUACACAGACACGCCCUCGUCUAACUACUUCUGAAUCAGGCUCGAUCUCACUGAGACCUACACUGUGGUUGUAGGUGCCGGUGAUGCGCAGAAAGCAUUCAACAUCCACAAAAGCUUUCUUUCGAAGACUUCGGAGUUUCUAAAGAGAGCUUGCAACGGCGACUGGAAGGAAGGAGAAGCGAAGAAGAUCGAGUUCCCAGAGCAGGCACCUGAAGUCUUCGAGAUCUACCUUCAGUGGCUGUACACUGGCGAUCUCGUCUUUCUCGAGGAAGCUACGCCCUCGAAGGACGCCCCGGGAGUGGAGGGCUACGCUGCCAGAGCCUUUCAUUCACUGGUCGAUCUAUAUUGUCUGGCCGACAUGCUUCGAGACUCCCACGCUUGCAACACCGUCAUAAACAAAAUUAUUAAAAUGUCUAAAAAGAUCCUUUGUGGCCCGCUGGCAAGCGAAGUCAGCCGCGUGUACGCAAUGACUACCAAAACCUCGAAACUACGUCUCCUCUUUGUGGACUACUACGCUACUUAUUGCGAUCGGGACUUCUACCAAAACAGCAGCAACGCGCUUCCUCACGACUUCUUGACGGACGUCCUGGGUAACAUGGCAACCAGACUGCGAUCCGGUUCCAAUCGCUUGGCCGCACCGGGGGAUGUCCCCAAGUGCACGUAUCACGAGCACAAUGACGCUUGUCCGCGAUGUCUCUGA
Messenger RNA from Lecanosticta acicola, 753 nucleotides. Lineage: Eukaryota; Fungi; Ascomycota; Dothideomycetes; Mycosphaerellales; Mycosphaerellaceae. The record is from the annotation of a GenBank genome assembly.